CGAAAUUUUCACUUUCACUUCAAAAAGUUUUUAGAGGUUAUGUUCGAUUUGUUCGUGUGUUUACUUGUGACUGUCAUGCUGAUAGAAAACGUUCUUUAAAUAGUUCAAACAAUUUAAUUAGUAAUUUAUUUUACCUGUAAACUUUGUUAAAAACUAUAUUGUCAAUAAAUUUUUAAUGCAAUGCUUUGGUAUAGUUGCUGGAUUAUAAUUAUUCGAAUAAUAUCAAAAUUACUGUAAGUUACUCGGGUAACAAUGAUUGUAAUAAAGUGAUUAUUUUUUGAAAUUCUACCAAUUUAUAACUAAUAAAAAUUAAGAUAAAAUUUCUAAUUUUAUCAAUUCAUUGUUAUUUUACUCAAUAAAUAAAUAUUUUGUUCAAUAAAUAAUGGAAAAUACAUUGAAUUUGAACGUUGGGAUUCUGGGACAUGUUGAUAGUGGUAAAACAUCUUUGGCAAAGCGUAUCAGUCAAAUAGCAAGCACUGCAUCUUUUGACAAAAAUCCACAAUCUCAGGAACGCGGUAUAACCAUUGAUCUAGGAUUUAGCUCCCUAAAAUGUCCAAUACCAGAUCAUUUGAAAGGACAAAAUGACAAACUCAAACAUCUUCAAUUUACAUUCGUUGAUUGUCCUGGACAUGCAUCGCUUUUGAGAACAGUUAUUGGUGGUGCCCAGAUAACUGACAUGAUAAUUCUGGUACUGGAUAUCUGCAAAGGCAUUCAAACACAGACUGCCGAGUGUUUGGUUCUUGGAGAGGUCACUUGUAGCCGGAUGGUGGUUGUACUUAAUAAGAUAGACAUGAUACCUGAAGAGAAACGUGUUUCUACUAUCCAGAAGGUGUCAAAGAAAAUGCAGCUGACUUUGAGAGACUCAGUUUUCAAAGAUUCGCCAAUAGUUAGUCUGGCUGCCAACCCCGGAGGCUCUGACAUCUCGGCUCAAAUACCAGUUGGGAUAGAUAGCUUGAUAGAAGUGCUGAAAAGACACGCAGUGAUUCCAGAACGAAGUCCUUUGAAGCCUUUCCUGUUCGCAGUGGAUCACUGCUUUGGAAUUCGAGGCCAGGGUACGGUGAUCACAGGCACUGUCCUACAAGGAAGUGUGUCGGUGGGAGAUGUGAUAGAAAUUCCCUCGCUGAAACUGGAGAAGAAAGUGAAGUCGAUGCAAAUGUUCCACCAAAAUGUCACCUCCGCGCACCAAGGCGAUCGCCUGGGCAUUUGUGUCAAGCAGCUUGACUCCAACCACCUCGAGCGAGGCAUCAUUUGUGCACCAUCCUACUCGUCAACUCUCCACGCCGCCAUUAUACCGCUAAAUGUCAUCAAAUACUUCAAAUCCAACCUCAGAUCCAACUCUAAAUUCCAUAUCAGUAUCGGCUAUGAGACUGUAAUAGGUAGGAUCACGAUUUUCCGGGUUUGUCAUUCACAAGGUGAUAAUGAUUUGAAAGAUGUUACUGUAAAAUCACAAGAUAAUAUUCGUAGUUCGAAGAGUGAAGUUUGUAAUACCCAAGAUAGUGUUGGUAAUUCAAAAGAUAAUGUUUGUAAUACCCAAGAUAAUGUUGGUAAUUCUAAUGAUACAUUUAAUACUCAACGUAAUGUUAGUAAUUCACAAAAUCUUUUUAAGAAUUCAGAGGCAAGUGUUGCCAAUUCACAACAUUCUGUUGCUAAUUCACAAACUUUUGGUGAUUCAGAAAAUAGUAUUUCGAAUCCCCAAGAAGUUGUAUAUGAUAUGGAUAAAGAAUACUUGUACAUCAAGGAGUAUUGCCAUGUUGUUGAUAAAAAUAACCCAGAUAUGAACCGCAAUGAAACUAAGUUACAACAUUUUGUUUUGAUAGAAUUUGAAACCCCCGUACUAACUACCCCCAACAGUUUAGUGAUAGGGUCAAGAUUGGAUAUGGAUAUGCAUAAAAACAACUGUAGACUUGCGUUUUGGGGUGGUUUAAUUUGGGGGUUUACUAGUAAAAACUACCCCCAAACUGAUUUACCUAGUUUGAAAGUGUUCAGCUUAAAAUCCAAAGUGGGAACGGUUGAUAGGGUGGUAGAUAGGUACACAGUGAUUGGAAGGAAUAUUUUCAAAAAAGAGACGAAUUUGGGGCAGUUUGUAGGGCUGGAGGUGCAGUUUUCAACAGGGGAGGUUGGGAGGAUUGAGGGCGGUUUUGGGCUGAGUGGCAAGGUGAAGAUUUGUGUUAGGGGUGGGUUGAAGGAGGAGACAGUGAGUAGGGUUGAGGGGAAGAAGAAGAAAAGUAAGGUAUGUGAUGUAAGUGAUGUAAAAGAGGGGAUGAAUUUGGAGCCUGUCAGAUUUACGAUGUGUUUCAAAAAGUUUAAAUACGAUUCUUCUAAGAAGAUUACACAGUGAAAUCAUAGAGGAAACAUUGCAUAAGUGAAUAUCCCAUGGUACAGAGUGUUUCAGAGAAACGGGGAAUUUAUGUUCUGACCAAAAACUACACAACAUCUUGAAGAAAUUGAAAAAAUAUAGUGUAUAUGUAGACAUUUGAGACUCAUGAGCUUUA
Messenger RNA from Nilaparvata lugens (brown planthopper), 2492 nucleotides. It is a transcript of the gene eEFSec, whose product is annotated as selenocysteine-specific elongation factor. Lineage: Eukaryota; Metazoa; Arthropoda; Insecta; Hemiptera; Delphacidae. The record is from RefSeq and is a predicted model, not a curated record. Gene Ontology annotation, biological process: selenocysteine incorporation. The transcript has 5 exons. Gene Ontology annotation, molecular function: GTPase activity; translation elongation factor activity; GTP binding. Bases 383 to 2338 code for a protein of 651 amino acids.